GGGCCAGUUUGAAAUUUUUUGUGGCCUUAUUUUUGUAAAUUUAUUAUCAUUAUGUUUAGGGUAAGAUUGUUUUGUCGCUUCAGAAAAAUUGGAGAAAACAUUUCCUCGUAAGCCUUCAAGUCUCAAUUUUUUGUCAUGUACAGUUGAAGCUCAAAGAAUUCGCCGGGAAUUAGUCGCUCUUCGAAAUAUGGUCAUCAGUGGAAGGAAAAAUUAUAUUUCCGAUAUUGGUCAUUCAAGACGAUUAUUAGCGUCGUACACAGAUAGUAUGAAUGAUUUUGAACGGAACGAAUUGGAUGCAAAAAUUGAGGGAAUGAUGCAAGAUUGCAUGCAAUCUAUACAAGCAUUUCAACGUAAAAUCAGCAGUAGCAAUUUACGAGCUGUUGAUGAAGGUCCACAUUUGUUCGAGGUUUUGCGAAUGCUUGGCAAACAUUUCAAUGGAACGGCUAAAACUGUUGCUGAAAUGCGAGCUUUGCGAACGAAAAAGAUAAGUAAUAUGCGGCGAACAUGCAGACUGGCUACAUUGGCACAAUUAUACAGCAUGAAACGAAGGAAUGAAGUGCUGAUGCAACGAUUGGCUAACGAAAAUUCGGUUGAAACUAUAUCACUGAAAUCUGAUAUUUCGUCAGUUUCAGAUUCUGUAUUAAGUGAUGCCAUCAUUUUUGGCAAAGACGGUUUGAGGAAGAGGGUUUCGCAGAGUACGGGUAUGAAGGAAGAUGGAAGAAGAAAGUUAAAACAGAAUGGAUGGUCUGAUGUGCAAGUGUUCGAUUUCCAAGAAGUUGAACAAGCGGAUGAUGAUAUGGAUUCACUUAGUAAUUUAGAUGACGAUGAACGUACUCAGCUUAUGAUUGAAAAUGAGCGAUUAUAUUCUCAGUCGCUUCAAGUGGAUAGCGAUAUUCAAAAGGUGGAAAAACAGAUGGCAGAGCUACAUCAGUUGCAAGCAACAUUUGCCGAAAAGGUUUCGGAACAGGAGAGAGAUAUAAAUGUUGUAAACGAAACAACGUUGCUAACGGUUGAGAAUAUUCGAAUUGGAAACGAACAGAUACGUCAAGCAAUCCAGAAUAUGGCAUCUAGACGUGAAGUAUCUCUACAAAAAAUUAAUGUUUGUUUUAUUCCUGAAACUGCCGAAUUUCCUACUCUUUAUGGACAACCUUUCCUGUUCUUUUGGACAACUCGAAAGUGUCGAAAAUUAUUUCUUUGAACAGAUUUCGUCAAUAAACUAUAAAUGUAAUAAAGGAUGAUAGAGAAACAAUAGUGAUGUAAUUAUAGGUUUGAGAAUUCAAGCAUCGAACUGUAUAACUGAUAUCAAUGUUAUAUUUAAUCAACUUAAAAUAUGGCGGAUAGGGCUGUACAAAUAUUAAUAUUUCUUUUCUGUGAUUGAUGAUAAAGUGUAAAAUUGUUGUGGAAAUGUGUUAAGUCUGGUCAACACCCUCAGGCAUAUUGUAAAAAAGCAUCAGUAC
Messenger RNA from Loa loa (African eye worm), 1457 nucleotides. RefSeq lists its product as hypothetical. Lineage: Eukaryota; Metazoa; Nematoda; Chromadorea; Rhabditida; Onchocercidae. Gene Ontology annotation, biological process: retrograde vesicle-mediated transport, Golgi to endoplasmic reticulum. The coding region runs from base 188 to 1198 and encodes 336 amino acids. Gene Ontology annotation, cellular component: endoplasmic reticulum; SNARE complex. The record is from RefSeq and is a predicted model, not a curated record. The transcript is spliced from 7 exons.